AUGUUCGGGCCGAAAGGGCUGCUCCUCGCCGGGGGCCUCCUCGCCGGCCGCUUCAUCGUUGGAAAGAUUCGAGGCGGCAAUGCAGAGGACGAGAGCGAGGGCACGCAGACGCCGGACCGCAACUCCAGCGCCGGAGCAUCCGAGCCGCAUGCCGCGGCCCACGCCGAGCGCCUCGAAGCCGAGCGCGCCGCCGCCGCCGAGGCCCUCGCGGCGGAGCGCGCCGCGCGCGAGGCCGCGGAGCGCCGUGCGCGUGACGCGGAGCGCAUCGCAGAGCAGCGUCUGAAAGCGGAGGCAGAGCGGCGGGCGCGCGAGCGCUCCGAGGCGGAGGCGCGCGAGGUCGCGGCCCGCGCGGAGGCCGAGCGGCGGGCGCGCGAGGAGCGCGAGGCGGCCGCGGCAGCCGCGGCGAAAGCGGAAAAAGCCCUGAGAGAACAAGCCGAGCUCGCGGAGGCGGAGCGGAGGGCCGCGGAGGAGCGGAGGGCGCAGGAGGAGGCGCGGCGGGCGGCGGAGGCGCAGGCGGCGCAGGCGGCGCGGACGGCGCAGGCGGCGGCGGCGGCGGUGCUGGGCGACCCGGAUCCGGGCGCGAGCGACCACAGCGCGGCGUCCGGGGCGCUUCCGGACGCGGAGCUCCUCGACAGGCUCCGCGCGGGCGCGUCCCUGCGCGCGAACGAGCUGCAGGUGCUCGCUGGGUCGCAGCGGUCCCCCACGGCCUCGAGCGGCGGCGAGGCGAGCGCGACCGAGCGCGACGAGGCGGAGCGGCCGCCGCUGAUCGCGGAGGGGCAGGGGAAGGUCGAGAAGCGGCUGCUCGAGGCGGCGGAGAUGGGGUCGGUGCGGCGAAUCGUCGUUGCUGUCAAGGUCCAUCACGCAGACGUGAACACGCAGGGGCGCGACGGGCUGGGCGGGCUGCACUUGGCGGCGCGCGAGGGGCACGUGGACGCGGUGGCUUGUCUGCUGUCGCUCGGCGCGAACGCGGACGUCGCCGACGAGCAGGGCCGCACCCCGCUCAUGUGGGCGGCCGAGGAGGGGCACGACGCCGUCGUGAAGCUCCUGGCCGGCGCCGGCGCGAGCCUGACGGCCACGGACAACAACAACCGCUCCGUCGCGCACGUGUGCGCGCAGAACGGCAACCUCGGCGUGCUGCGCACCCUCGUGGAGGAGCGCGGGCUGUCCGUCGCAAGCAUUCCGGCGCCGCCGGUGGCCGAGUACAUCGUGACGACGGCGUGCCGCGCGGGGGCCGCGGACGUGACGGCGUACCUCGUGCAGCAGCAGCGCAUGUCGCCGAACGUGCAGGAGGGCGACGGGACGGGCCCGCUGGCUGCCGCGGCCGUGCACAGCAGCGAGGGUUGCGUGCGGGCGCUGCUCGAGGCCGGCGCGGACGUGAACAUCGCGGACAAGCUCGGCGCGACGCCCGCGAGCCUCGCGGCGCGCCACGGCAACGUCAACAUCCUGCGCAUCCUCAUCGACCGCGGAGCAAAGCUCAACACGCAGGACGCGGUGCGCGGGUGGACGCCGCUGCACAACGCCGUCGCGGCGCGGCACUCGGACGUCACGAUCCUCUCCGUCCUCGUCGAGCGGUGCCCCGCGCUCCUGCAAGCGCAGGACAGCGAGGGCCUCACGCCGCGCGCGCUCGCAGACAUGCUCACGCACUUCGACGCCUCGCACUUCCUCCGCGACAAGGAGCGCGCCAAGGGCAUCGGCCAGGACGACCCCGCCGACUCCAAGCGCGCCAUGCUCGCAGGCAGCAUGGCAUCGCAGCCCGUCAAGUCCAUGAGCUUCAACCUGCGGAGCCAACAGCGCGCGGGCAUCUCGAGCACCGCGCUGCGCAACCGGCAGCUCGGCCUCGAGGGCGAGGACGCCGGCCCGGAGAGCCCGAGCCAGGUGCGGACAUUCGUCGAGGACGCCGCGAAGGCCGGCGACGGCGCGGCGAAGGUGCCGCUGAUGGGGCGGCUGCAGUCGCUCAAGGGGUCGGACUUCGCGGCGCGCGCGGCCGCGGCGCCGCAGGACGGCGAGAGGCGGACGAGCACGGACAGCGUCGGCAGCCAGGGCCACGUUAUGGCGCUGGGACGGAAGAAGGCCCUCGCCGCGCUGAGUUUCCGGAGGACGAGCGGCGCGGGGGGGUCGCGGCCGCUGCCCGGGCGCGCGGCGACGGUGGCCACGGGCGGCGUGACGUGGCGCACGGGCCUCGACCACCAGCCGCUCGUGGCGUUCGGCGGACGGGCCGUCAUCCCCGACGUCAACCCCGUCGAGCGGAUGCUCCGAAAGUACUCCACGAGCCACCGCCUGAUCAAGUCGAACCAGCUGAAGUCGGCGCUCAAGGGCGUCAAGCACGACGCCGACAAGGAGGAGGAGGCGCGCAAGGCCGCGCUGUCGCAGCGCCGCGCCCAGGACUCUGCGCACACCGCGCACUCCAAGGGGAGUUUGACGGCGGUGCCGGAGGACGCGCAGGCCGCGCUCGCGCCGCUGUCCGAGGGCGAGGAGGACUGGGAGGACUCGGACAUGGAGCACAGCAAGCACGCGCGCGACGUGGGCGUCGACAAGGAUGGGACGGCGCUGACGUCGCCCGGAGAGGAGGAUGCGCUGGGCCGGGACGCGCACCCGGACGCGGAGACGCGGACAGGGCCCGUGCCGCGGCGGCGCGCCAAGUCCCCGCCUGCGCGGCCGUCGGACGGGGCGCCGGACAGCGACGAGGAGGACGGGAUGGUGCCAACACUGGGGAAGCAGGCGGCGGCGGCGGCGGCGGGGGGUGACGAGGAGAGCGACGACGAGGAGGUGCCGCUGUUCAUGUCGCCGCUCGCGAGGCGGGUGAGCAUGCAGGCGACGUCGAUGCAGGCUGCCCUCGCGAAGAAAUGA
Messenger RNA from Pedinophyceae sp. YPF-701, 2847 nucleotides. The record is from the annotation of a GenBank genome assembly. Lineage: Eukaryota; Viridiplantae; Chlorophyta; Pedinophyceae.